GUUUCCUUUAGGCUCUCUGUUCCCUUCUAUCUCUAGGACAAUCACUAUAGUUAGUGUACAUCAGCUUAUUUCAGCAGAGCCAGGGGACCAGAAUGGAGCAACAGUUGGGUUUACCAGAUGUCCUACAGGAGAGUAUUGAGAUAAAGAUAGAGAAUGAAAAGAUGGAAACUGAGGAUCCUGUAAUGGCUAUAAACAUUGGAAAUGUUACCUUAACAGAUGACGCUUAUCCGGCGAGUUUAGUGGUGAAAUCAGAGAAGGAAGAGCCUGACACUGAGGAUCAUGUGGCCACUAUAAAGACUGAAAUAGAUACAUUUACUGCUGACAAUUUUACAGUGGUUGUAACAGAGAGCUCCGAGGUAAAGUCAGAAGAAGAAGAGCCACAUACAAGCGAUCAUGUAACUCAUACAAAUUCAAUUCACAGUUUUCCUGUGGUUCUACCAGAGAGUUUAGAGGUGAAGUCAGAACCAAAAGAGCCAGAUACUAAGGAUCAUGUGACCAAAACAAAUCAUGUGACUGAUAAACCCACAGAUAAUGAAAACAUCUUAAAUGUUGUACAACCAAACCAGGGAACUGCAAAAACUAGACUGAUUCCGCACAGCCCAAUCAUACUGAAUACAAAUGAACGUUACCAAUCUUUGACUGUGUCUCCAGCUGUAUUACACAUUACUGUUGGAGGAUACCCAGCGAACACAAAUACUAAUCAUGACUUGCAACAAAUACAAAGCCUUCACAUCUUAUCUCACCAAGCGGUGACCACAGUGGGUAGCCCUAUUAUCUUUGUUCAGUGUUCCAACAGUUUAACACAAAAGGAAAGUGUUCAGUCCUAUCCAAAGGUUUGCAAAGCAGAUAAAUCAUUUAUUUGUACAGAAUGUGGGAAAAGCUUUGCAUAUCACUCACAUCUCCGAAAUCACCAAAUAAUUCACACAGGGGAGAAGCCUUUUGCUUGUACGGAGUGUGGGAAAUGUUUUGCCAAAAAAGGUGCUCUCAAAAGUCAUAAAAUAGUUCACACAGGGGAGAGACCAUUCACUUGUCCAGAAUGUGGAAACAAAUUUGCACGUAUGGGAACUCUCCUAAGACACCAAAUGCUUCAUAGAGGGGAGAAGCCUUUCAAAUGUACAGAAUGUGAAAAAUGUUUUAUAGAAAAGGGUCAUCUUAUACAUCAUGAGAGGAGCCACACAGGGGAGCAACCAUUCACAUGUACAGAAUGCGGAAAAAGAUUUAAGCACAAACCAAGUCUCCAAAAACACCUAUUGGGUCAUACAGGGGUGAAGCCUUUUGUAUGUAAUGAAUGUGGAAGAAGUUUUACAGAUAAAUCAAGCUUGAAAAAACACAAAAAGAUUCACACCUCAGAUAAGCCAUACAGAUGUACUAAGUGUGGGAAAAAUUUCAUACAAAAGAGUUACCUCCGACGUCAUGAAAGAAUCCACACAGGGGAGAAACCAUACACUUGUAAGGAUUGUGGUAAAUGUUUUGCAUGGGGGUCCGUUCUCCAAAGCCACAAAACAAUUCACACUGGGAUAAAACCCUUGCCAUGUACAGAAUGUGGGAAAAGGUUUACACUCAAGUCAGUCCUUGUAAGCCACCAAAAGAUUCACACAGGAAUAAAGCCUUUCACAUGUACAAAUUGUGGGAAAUCCUUCAUAGACAAGAAGAGUUUAAUUUCCCAUGAAAGGAUCCACACAGGUGAGAGACCAUUCAUUUGUACAGAAUGUGGAAAAUGUUUCACAGACAUGAAAGGUCUCCGUACUCAUAAAAGGGUCCACAAAACUGAAAGGCCAUUUGCUUGUUCAGAAUGUGGAAAACGUUUUAGAGAGAGGACAAUUCUCCGAGAUCACAAAAGGGUUCAUACAGGAGAGAAACCAUACACAUGUACAGAUUGUAGAAAAAGUUUUGCAAAGAUGUCAAGUCUACUUGUACACCAAAUGAUCCAUACAGGAGAGAAACCAUUUAUGUGUACAGAAUGUGGGAAAUGUUUUACUUAUAAGAGGUGUCUCAUAUCUCAUGAAAGGAUCCACACAGGGGAGAAACCAUUCCCUUGUACAGAAUGUGGAAAAUGUUUUGCAGAAAAAUCAACGCUUCGGAAUCACCAGAGGAUUCAUACAGGCGAUAUGCCUUUCACAUGUACAGAAUGUGGAAAAGGCUUUGCAAAGUUGUCAUUUCUCCUAAAUCAUCAAAGGAUUCACACAGGAGAGAAACCUUUCAAAUGCUCUAAGUGUGGAAAAUGUUUCUCAAGGAACAGUAAUCUAUUGUGUCAUGAAAGGAUCCAUACGGGGGAGAAAAAAUUCUAUUGUAUAGAAUGUAACAAAACGUUUUUGAGGAAGUCAAAUCUCCUAAGACAUCAAAAGACUCACACAGAAGAGGAAAAAAGCAAUACAAGUGAAUCCUCUCUCAUAAGACACCAAAACAGUCAGUCGGGAGGGAAGGCUUAACCAUGUAUAGAAAGAACGUUAUACAAAAAUUAAAUACUAGUCUCAAUUAUCAUUUAAGGAUCUACAAAGUGAGAAACAUUUCGUUAUAUACAUUAUUUGUUAUAACUUAAUGCAAGGGUGACCAUCUGGCAUCUAAUCGGCCAUAUCCAGCCCUUCACCUAGUAUCUGUAGUUCCCCCCCCCCUUCUAGGGAAAGAGCGAAAUUAAGAAUGCGUGUUAUUGUCUCUGUGGCCCCAGGAAAAAAAAAUGUAUCUGAAGAUAUGUGCAUUAGGGACUCCUAGUGGGUGGGCGGGCAAAAAUGUUUGCCACAACUGAAAAGUGCCCUUUUGGAGGAAAAAACAGCAAAUAGAGGGCAUCCUGCAACCUUACCUAAAUCUUUCACUAUUUAGAAAAUAUUAUUUGAGUAUCUAAUAGAUAAAAAUUUAUAUGUGGCUCUUAAGGCUUCUAAAAUAUAGAUCUGCAGCACCCGUAUGUAUAAGGACUUAAUCAAUGAGAUGGGGUAUAUUUUCUCUCAUCCCAAAUAUAUGAUCAAUAUAUGAUCCCCCUGUUUUGAAAGAGGCAAUGACUUUCGCAUUAGAGGAUUUGUGUCCCUGUAGGAUUGUCAUAUCAGUGACCAGUACCACACAGCUAUAGUCUAAAUCUGUGGUAAGGCUUGUAAUAAACCCAUAUAAGAAGAUAA
Messenger RNA from Bombina bombina (fire-bellied toad), 3107 nucleotides. Its product is annotated as oocyte zinc finger protein XlCOF6. NCBI's taxonomy places the organism in Eukaryota, Metazoa, Chordata, Amphibia, Anura, Bombinatoridae. Gene Ontology annotation, molecular function: RNA polymerase II cis-regulatory region sequence-specific DNA binding; DNA-binding transcription factor activity, RNA polymerase II-specific. The coding region runs from base 93 to 2429 and encodes 778 amino acids. The record is from RefSeq and is a predicted model, not a curated record. Gene Ontology annotation, biological process: regulation of transcription by RNA polymerase II. The transcript is spliced from 6 exons.